Hansenula ciferrii is the source of this 1494-nucleotide messenger RNA. RefSeq lists its product as uncharacterized. NCBI's taxonomy places the organism in Eukaryota, Fungi, Ascomycota, Saccharomycetes, Phaffomycetales, Wickerhamomycetaceae. The coding region runs from base 1 to 1494 and encodes 497 amino acids. The record is from RefSeq and is a predicted model, not a curated record. The transcript has a single exon.
AUGAUUCGAUCACACCAAAUAUUUAAUUACUUUUUGAAAAUCACGUCAAAGAUCCAAUAUAAAUAUGCAUGGAUUGAAAAAUGGAUAUGUGAACAAAGAGAUCCUAUUCGCUUUCCAUAUAGUACAAAUAGGGAUAUGAUUGCUAUUAACUACUUAAGACCAGUAUUGGUCGCUUAUUGGAGGUUCAAAACUUUAUUCUUUCCUUUAAUAUAUUACUUUAAUUCCAUCUCAAUAAUGGCAUCUAAACUGCUUCAGCUACCAGCAUUUAUUGUUUCAAGUUUCUCCAAAGAAGAAGACCAAGAGCCUGUAAUUAUUAGAGAGAAAGAAGAAGAAAAAGGAUCUUCAAUUACUGGUACAUUUCCAUUAGAGAUAUGGGAAAGGAUUGCUAGAAAAGGUAAUCUAGACAUGAAUAACUUGUUACAAGUGAACAGUGUAUUCUACCAUCAUUUUGGGGACAUAAGGUACAAAGAAUUUGAAAGUGUUCAACUCUUGCUAGUACUUAGUACUACAAAGAAAAUGAGAAUGAGUGAUGAAUGUUUCUUAAAAUAUGGUCCCGAUUUUCCAAAUCGACCAUAUGAAAGUUACGAGAUUUAUGAAAGACACCAAAUCAGUUCAAAAUAUGAGUACGAGUUUUUGGAUGUCAAAACUAGUUCAAGAAGUUAUAUAUUGACAUAUGAAAAAUCAGAUUCCAUUAUUGUAUCUUCAAAAAAGGACAUUGACUUCUUUAUUGAUCACAUCUUGACUAACCCUAAUUCAAGAUUGAAAAUAUGCAUAAAGAAUCUCUGUAUGGAUGUUUCAUUUUUAGACGGAUUUGGAGAGCUCAUAACUUCAAAAAAUUCCAAAAUCGAUCAGUUUUUGAAAGAAGUAUCAGCUCAAGAAGAGAUAAAUUGUAUUCAAGUUGACUUGCCAGCUGUAAAUGUUACAGAGUGCCACGAUUACUUUAGUGGCUGCAGAUGGCAACCAUAUAUCCAGUCUUAUAAUAGUUUUAGCUAUUUUGCUCGGGAUUUUGAUGAUUUCAAUGGAAAGUUUCCCAGAAAUGUGUAUUAUAAAGAGUUGAUGCCAUUGUCUGCAAUUUUUGAACAUUACGGUAUAAAUAAUAGAAUGUCUCAAAUAGACUUCACCACAGAAAGUCAACUCUUAGAGAAUCAUCCAUUCUCACGCUUCAUCAGUUACUUCAAUGAUAUUCCAGCUAGAUUUCAUUACACCAAAAAUAUACGGAAAGCAGCUUUAAUGUCAUUAAGUAUUGAUAUAAUACACCGUGAAUUCUUGGGUGAACAGGAUGUGGAGAUGGGUCUCCGCAGAUACAUAAAUUUAAUUACUUCAAAAGAGGUUUGUGGUGAUAUAAAUUCAUCUUUUUCAAUUUUAGGUAUGAAGGAUAGCAAGUUAGAAGUAGCUCCAGCUGAUGAUUACCCAAGGGAUAAUAAACUAGUUGAGUACGAGCCACAGAUUAUCUUGUUAAACAAGCCUUUGAUUAAAGCAACCAGUGAUGUUUAA